Messenger RNA from Aspergillus niger, 459 nucleotides. RefSeq lists its product as uncharacterized. The transcript has 6 exons. The record is from RefSeq and is a predicted model, not a curated record. Lineage: Eukaryota; Fungi; Ascomycota; Eurotiomycetes; Eurotiales; Aspergillaceae. The coding region runs from base 1 to 459 and encodes 152 amino acids.
AUGGUAAUCCCGCCAAGCUCCUCACUACGUACCUAUGCACGCAACCCAUCUCAUCUCAUUCCAUCGGUCAACAUAAUAUACAAUCCAUCAACACAGUGGGGCAGGGGAGCGGGCAGGGGGGCAGUUUCCAAGACCCGCGAACGGAACAUUUCUGGCCCCUCCCAGCGCGAGGAGAUUCAGCCACAAUAUGCAGGGCACUUGAUAUGUAUAUGUGUGACAGCAGGAAGUUAUUUUUACUUCACAACAUCCAGAAGCGGGACAUACAUACAUCCUACGGAAGCCGAAGUCCCGAUGGAGGGAUGGAUGGAUGGAUGGAUGGAUGGAUGGAUGGAUCAAAUGUCUGUCUGUAAAUCUCUCAUGAUAGGUCCAAUUAUACCCCGUAAGGUCUCCAAGCCCUACCAUGCCAUGCCAUGUCAUGCCGCUUGCCUCGAGGAGAAACCGAUUCCUAUUAGUAGAUGA